UUCCCCAAAACUUGGGAUGAAUAAGAUAACCUUCCUUCUCUUUCUUUGCUAUUGUAUGAUAUCUCAGUGACAGGGAAGUGAUGGCAAUGCUUAGUUAGGCUUAGUUUCUUGCAAGUGCAUCUUCCAUGAGUUGCAGUCAGUUCUCUUGGUGUGAAGACCACUAAAAAUUAUGACUUCAGGGUAGCAAAUGGAGGCUGAAGGUAACAGAAAUCUUGUGUGGAAGCAGAACAGGAACUUUCUCCCACAGUCCUUGACUGGAAGUUGGUAGCCUGUGAGUAGUGUAGCACAAAAUCUUACCCCUUUUAAACAGAGGAAACUGUGAAAGUAAGAGAGCAGCAGGGACAGCAAAAAUCAGCAGAGAAGCAAAGAAGCAAAUACAAGACGGUCUUCAGUAGAGGCAAUAGGGAUGUUAAUUUAGAAAGAAACUGAACCCUCCAGUAGUACUGGAGGAGUCCAAGGCAGCCUUAGGAACCACAUUCACUUGUUGUCCAAAAUGUGCUUUUCCAACUCCAAAUGUGACUCGAGGAGAGUUCUGGAAGAGAGAUGGCAUAAAGGAAAUCUGUACAGCAGUCACAGAGGCAACACCAGGCAGCUAGUGCUACAUUUGGUACACGAAGAACUAGAGGCAAAGGCUAAAGCUGACAAGAUUAAACUUGCAUUGGAGAAAUUGAAGGAAGCCAAAGUUAAAAAGCUUGUUAUCAAGGUGCACAUGAACGAUAACAGCACCAAGUCCCUGAUGGUGGAUGAGCGCCAGGUGGCACGGGAUGUUCUGGACAAUCUCUUUGAGAAAACCCACUGUGACUGCAAUGUGGACUGGUGUCUGUAUGAGACGUACCCUGAGCUGCAGAUCGAAAGGUUUUUUGAAGACCAUGAAAAUGUUGUUGAAGUGUUAUCAGACUGGACUCGAGACACUGAGAAUAAGAUUCUGUUUUUGGAAAAAAGCCAAAAAUAUGCUUUAUUUAAAAAUCCCCAGAAUUUCUACCUGGCCAACAAAGGGAAGAAAGAAAGCAAAGAAAUGAACGAUAAAAACAAAGAGGCUUUGCUGGAGGAAAGCUUCUGUGGGACAUCUGUCAUUGUGCCAGAGCUUGAAGGGGCCCUUUAUUUAAAAGAAGAUGGAAAAAAGUCCUGGAAGAGGCGUUAUUUUCUUCUACGAGCUUCUGGAAUUUAUUAUGUACCCAGAGGAAAAACCAAGACAUCACGGGAUCUGGCAUGCUUCCUUCAGUUUGAGAACGUGAACGUGUAUUAUGGGUAUCAGCACAAAGUGAAGUAUAAGGCACCUACAGAUUACUGCUUUGUCUUAAAGCACCCCCAGAUUCAAAAGGAGUCACAAUAUAUCAAGUACUUGUGCUGUGAUGAUAAAGCAACCCUGCAUCAGUGGGUAACAGGAAUAAGAAUUGCCAAGUAUGGCAAGACACUCUAUGACAAUUACAAAUGUGCAGUGAAGAAAGCUGCCUUGUCCUCUCGGUGGGCAAAUCAAAAAGUGGUGGAGCCAGCUGCCCCUGCAGGAUCCUCAUCAGCAGGUACUGACACUGCCACAGCCGGUACUGUUCAGUCAAAUGGACAGAUUCCCCAAAGUGACCAUUGUUCCAGUGCAGAAAUUCCAGACACUCAGAAGAAAGUGGAUACAGCUGAGGCACAAGCUGAAACAAAUAAUGGCAGUGCACCUGGCCAGGCACAACCGUUGCUGAGGCCACAGAAAGUCCAGAGUAAGAGGACCUCACUGCAGCCUCCUCCUCCACCUGAAAGGCGUUCAUCUGCUAUUUCUGCUUCGCCAGUUCUACCCUCCAAAGUGAUACGAGACAGUGGCAUUUUCCUAACAGAUCCAGAGAGCUUUCCAGCACCACCACCUACACUGAAGAUUGAUUUUCCUCCUCCACCACCAUCAUCUGAUUUCUGUGAACCACCUCCUGAUUUUGUGCCUCCACCACCACCAGUGUCCAGCAGCAGUAAUGGAGAUGUGCCAUUACCCCCUCCACCUCCACCUGUUGCCAGUAAGCCACCACCACUUCCAGUGAAGAAACCUGUACCACUUCCUCCCAAAAGUCUGGAAAACACAGGACAAGGUGGAGAGCCACAGUCAGCAGGGCCACCUGUGAUUACAGGGGGAGGCAAGCAAGCAGAUUUCAUGUCUGACCUAAUGAAAGCUCUUGAGAAGAAAAGGGGUAACAGCUCCUGAACUCUGGGAGUGAGUAGACUUUAAGACAUAGCUGGUUUUGUGAGGCACAACAGAAGAUCAUGCCUGGAUCAGGAUUCUCCAGGCGGAAUUCUCCUGCAGAGUUUCUUUUGAACUCAAGACGAUGGGGUACCCUUUGUCCCCCGCUUUGUCCCUGAAACCUUUGUCCUUUCCCCCUGCACCUCACCAUCCCCUGCUCUUAACUCCCAUUCCAGCACCAGGCCAAGGUAAGAAUUAGCUGGAGAGUCUUGCUUCCCUCCACAAGAACAGCCAGGGAUGGUGGAACAGCACUCUGGAGGCAGCCAUUUCAGAAACUGAAAUUCAUCUACUCUGGCUGCCUUUUUAGUAGAAUUGGAGUUAAAGGAAAAAUACAAUGUCCUCAUGCAAAUUUUGAGAAGUGGGAAGGAAGACCCCUUUUCACAGAAAUGCCCUUAAAAGUUCUUUUUCAGAAGAGUUCCAGUUGUGGGGGCUUUCUUCCAAUACAAAGAUGCUUUUAAUUUUUUUUUAAUAGUCUGUCUUAAAAAUGAAAACCUCAGCUAGAUUAUUGUGAGAUGCAAGUUAGUGCCAGUACCAUUUUCAGACAGUGUCACCCUAAAUGUUGUACACUCCUGUUUCUAUAUGCAACUGAGUCAUACCUGUCAGCAUUCACAGCUGCUGCUUUGAAAUCUCAUUUAUUUGGUUACAUUUGACAAAGAAAAAAGUUUUAUUUUGAAAUCAUGUAUGCUUCUAUGGUAAGCAGGAAUUUUUUUUCUCUUGGUUAGUAUCUGUCUUCAAACUGUACCUAGAAAUGAUGUGUCUUGUGAAAGACUUAGUAAUUAUCUUGUACCUGAUAGGAAUGUCUCUUCCCACAGGUUUUUCCUUUGUUCUCCCCAUUUAAUUCUCCACUGUUGAUUUAGGAAGCAUUCAUUGUUAGCUCUUAAAUAAAAAUAGCUUCCAUUUUA
This is a messenger RNA of Melospiza melodia melodia, 3114 nucleotides long. It is a transcript of the gene APBB1IP, whose product is annotated as amyloid beta precursor protein binding family B member 1 interacting protein. Lineage: Eukaryota; Metazoa; Chordata; Aves; Passeriformes; Passerellidae. Bases 494 to 2176 code for a protein of 560 amino acids. Gene Ontology annotation, cellular component: plasma membrane; cytosol. The record is from RefSeq and is a predicted model, not a curated record. Gene Ontology annotation, biological process: signal transduction. The transcript has 11 exons.